GCCUUGUUUUACCGUCAACAUGGCUGCUGUAUCUGAAAAUGGUUAUUUACAAAAAUUAAGAUAAUUUAUUUGUAUUAAAAUGAUUGUUUAUUAAGUAAUUAGUGCUACUAUAGACAACACUUUACUACAGAAAAACUUUCUCUACUAUAUUCAACAGGUGGAAAUUAUAAUCUAAGAUGACGAACGAGAAAGUAGCAAUAAAACAAGAGGUAAUGGAAGACGACGACAUGGAAAUAGAUGAAGAUCUACCAACUUUAGGUCCCGCAGCUUUGGGAUUACAACGAGUAGGUACACAACCUCCUCCGAAACCUACUCCAACUCAACCGCCUCAAGUUUUAAACGCCAGAGGAAUGCCAGCUAGAAUAAGAAAGAAGAAUCGUUUAUUUUUUGACGAUGAUAUAGUAAAUACACCACAUCAUCGAGUACCAAGUGCGAAAAAAGCAAAAUCUACUCCAUCCAAGAAGAAUACUCCGGUUAAAGUGAAAGUGGAAAAGACAGAUUAUAAGGUGACUCCUAAAAAAACUCCUUCGAAGGAUUCCAAGUAUCACAAAGACCCUACUCCUCCCCCAAUAAAUUCCCCGGAUAGGAAAAUAGGACAAAAAAUAGGAUUGCGGUUGAGGAAUUUGUUAAAACUACCGAAAGCUCAUAAAUGGGUGUGCUAUGAAUGGUUUUACAGUAACAUAGAUAGAUGUUUGUUUGACGGAGAAAACGAUUUUACCAUAUGUUUAAAAGAAUCAUUUCCCGAGUUGAAAACAAGAGAAUUAACAAGAGUAGAAUGGACGAAAAUUCGUAGGAUGAUGGGGAAACCUCGUAGAUGUUCACAAGCGUUUUUCAAUGAAGAAAGACUGGAAUUAGAAAAGAAGAGAAAGAAAAUCAGGGCUCUACAACAAAGGAAAGCUACGGAUAUGACGAGUUUUAAAGAUUUACCCCCUGAAGUACCAAUGCAAUUAGUUAUAGGUACUAAAGUGACUGCUAGGUUAAGAAAACCACAAGACGGUCUCUUUACUGGAAGCAUAGACGCCGUAGAUACUUCAAAUAACACUUAUAGGAUAACAUUUGAGAGACAAGGCUUAGGAACUCAUUCGGUACCUGAUUAUGAAGUACUAUCAAACGAACCACCUGAAACUAUAUCGAUAAUGAGUUUUCAAGCUAAAUUUAGACCGAGGAAUAACGUAGUGUUUUCACCAGUGAAAACUCCUGUAGUGAAUAAUUUGAAACUUCGAAAAGAUCCCCUGCUUUCCGGUUCGUUGCUCAACACCCCCCCGUUUUCCCAACACCAAGAAGAAGGAAAAAUAGGAGGUUUUCCCACUAGAUUAUUAGAAAGAAUGGUACUAGUCACUAAAAUUUUAAACGUCAAACAAACCAAGAUAAAAACUUUGAAAUCGUUAAACACCGAAGCAGAACAUUUGAUAUCAUUCGACGAAGAAAUAACAGAAGAUUUCGAAAGGAGGUACGCGGGCGUUUUGGUCGAUUUGGAAAAAUUGAAUUUCGAUUUACAGAAGUACCUCGACGAAAUGCAAGUGUACUGUCAACAAAUCGCGACUGAACCGAGCGUUGCAGCUAUGCUAACCCCUUCGCAUUUGAGAGAAAAAUGCAGGGAGGAAGCCAAGGAUAUCGUACAUAAACACCAUUCGAUUAUUUCUUCGGAAAAAGAUUCGUGUCAAAAUCCGUCGGUGCUAGAUUUAAUUACGGACUUGACGGCUUUGUUGUUGCAGGUUAAGAAUAUGUCGGACGUGGAAAGUAACGCUUACGAAUUACAAGUGCUGCAAGGUACAAUGGAACAGAUAAAGAGAACUCUGAGUCCGGCUAAUCAAAGGGUGUUUCAAACGAACGUGGAAGUGCAUAUGAAACAUAUCGAAGUCGGUAUGAAUCAGUUUAACCACGAUAAAUUAUUAGUUGAUACGAAAAUAUGAUUUUUUUUUAUAUAACAACUAGGUAAUUCAAGACUUGUAUAUUUUUAUUUUUUUUUUCAACUUUUGGUGGAAUGAACUUCUGUUAAGAGCCAAUAUUUUGGUCCUAUUUAUUCCUCCACUACGAAAAUUUGAAUAAUAUUUUCAUAGUUUAAACUUCAGUUUUUAUACAUACAGGGUGUGUUCGAUUAUAUAUACGGGGUGUGAUUUAUUUAUAAUUGAAAUUGAUUAAAAUACAAAAAAAUGUAAUAUCGAGAUUUAAUUAAUACAAAAGCUCAUUUUUUAAAUAAUUUUUAUAUACAUCAUUUAUUCCUCAAUAAUGGAAAUACAUACCAUAGUUUUGGAAAAAUUGAAUUCAAUGAAGAAUUUUUCGAAAUUUUGAUUCCCUACCGCACCUUUACCACCCCUUUGUUUCCUAUUUAUAUAUAAUUAUAAUGAUUCUUUAUUAGUUUUCAACGUUCCUACUUUUCAUUUCUUUUCCAUUUACUAGUUGUUUUAAAAUUUUUUAUGUUAAAUUUCAUGAAAAUAUUUGGAAAAUAGGCUUGGAUAUAUUAUGAAUAUAAUUCUUAUUAUUUUUUCCAAGUUUUGGUGGAAUGAACUUUGGUAGUGCGUUCUAAUAAAAGGAAUUAUUUUGGCCCAAUUUAUUCCUCCACUACAAACAUUUUCAAUUUAAAUAUCAAUUUUUAUAUAGGAUGUUUAAUUAUAUAUACAGGGAGUGAUUGAUUUUUAAUUAAAAUUGAUUAUCAUGAAAAAAAGUUAUAUCGCGAUUUUAGUAAUACUAUAUACUAUAGUAUAUGCAUUAUUUAUUUCUCAAAAAUGAAAAUACACACCAUUGUUUUCAAAAAUUAAAUUUGAAUAAUGAAUUUCUCGAAAUUUUGAUUCCCUACCGUUCCCUUGCCACCCAUCUGUAUAUAAUUUUAUCGAUUUUAUUUUCCAACGUUCCUAAAUUUUCUUUUUUUUUCCAUUUACUAUUUUUUUCCUAAUUUUUUUUGUUAAAUUUCAUAAGAAUAUUUAAAAAAUAGGCCUGUCCACAUUAUAAAUAUAAUUCUUUUAAGUUUUGGUGGAAUAAACUUUGGUAGUGUGUUCUAAUAAAUGAAACAAUUUUGGCCCAAUUUAUUCCACCACUACAAAAAUUUGAUAGUUCAAAAUUUAUGUUUUUAUAUAAUUCAGGAUGUGUUUAAUUAUAUAUACGGGGUGUGAUUGAUUUAUAAUUGAGGCUUAUUUUUCAAAUAUGUGGUAAUAUGAAGUUUAUCUAUUCAGUAUAGGUAAAUACAAUGUUUAUUCUCUCUUUAAUCAUUAAAUACAUUAUGUAUUUUUUCAAAAUGAAAAUACAUAGAAAGUUUUUAAAAAAAUAAAAUCGAUUAAUGAUUUUUUUUUUAAAUUUUGAUUCCUUACCACUCCCUUAGCACCCCUCUAUUGCUUUGUUUCCUCUCCAGCUAUGGUUUUAUCAAUUUAUAAACGCCUUCUCAACUUUCCUAAAUUUUCAUUUCUUUUCUAUAAACUAUUUGCUUCUCAAUUUUUUUAUUAUAUUUCAUAAAUAUUAUGAGAAAUAAGCUUUUGUAUAUUAUAAAUAUAAUUUUUAUGAUUUUGAAAAAUUUUGGUGGAAUCAACUUCGGUAGUGUGUUCUAAUUUGGUAGUUAUUUUGUCCCAAUUUAUUCCUCCUCUACAAAAAAAUGAAAUGAUAUUUAUAAAAUAUGACAUUUUAUUUUUCAAAUAUAUAAAAAUAUGAACUUUAUAUAUUUAUAAAUACGAAAAAUGGACGGAAAUAAAUUUAUAAAUGAAGAUCGACAAGUUUUGUUUUUAUAAUCUAACUUUUUAUAUUUACAUAAUCGUUUUUGCACUUGUUUUUGUAUAUCAGCACCCUAAAAAUAUUUUUGACAAUAUUUAUACUCUUUUUCGUGUAUAUAAUUAUGUGCAAUAUAAAUUUUAAGCUCGUCUUAAAAAUAAUAUAUUGUAAACUAUUUGGAUGUAAAUUUUGUCUUUGUUUUUAUGGUUUUUUUCGAACAAUAAAUGAAAAUAAA
Diorhabda sublineata is the source of this 3931-nucleotide messenger RNA. RefSeq names its product protein lin-9 homolog (gene mip130). Lineage: Eukaryota; Metazoa; Arthropoda; Insecta; Coleoptera; Chrysomelidae. The record is from RefSeq and is a predicted model, not a curated record. The transcript is spliced from 2 exons. Gene Ontology annotation, molecular function: DNA binding. Gene Ontology annotation, cellular component: transcription repressor complex; nucleoplasm. Gene Ontology annotation, biological process: regulation of cell cycle; regulation of transcription by RNA polymerase II; DNA-templated transcription. Bases 177 to 1913 code for a protein of 578 amino acids.